AUUAAGUGAAUUAAAACAGUAGAAAAGAGUAAUAGAUUGACAUUUGAUGCUUAAACGUGUUUGAUAAUUACGUCUGAGAGGAAAGUUCACAGAAGUACUUGACAUUUCUUAUCUGUGGUAAGAGAGAAGCACUGCUAUCCUUGACUGAACCUCAACCGUCAAAUCCUGUCAGAGCAGCUAAAACUGAGAUGGAAGAUAAAGAGGCUCUUGGUCAACCGAAGACCCCAAACAUUGCUUUUGAGAAUGAUGGCCGUACCAUCUCAGUGCAAGUCCUGGAAUUUAAAACAAGUCUUCUGGAGGCAAUUGAGGAGUUACAUAUUCACAGGGAUGCUGAAACUCGAUAUGAGGAGCAGAUUUUUAAACUUGUGCUAGAGAAACAAGAGUUGGAAUGGCAAAAGGAGUCCUUACAAAGUCAGAUUUCUAGAAUGUCGAACGAGAGUUCAGAGUCACUUACUGCUGUAAAGAAACAGUUUCAGGCUCAAAUCAGAAGAAUUGAGGGAGAAAAGGGGAAAUACCAGCUGGCUGCUGAACUGAAAGACAAAGAGAUCACCAGCCUCAAGGAAGAACUAAAACUACUGCAGUUGCUCAGGUACAGUUUGGAGAAGAAAUUAAGCGAGCUGGAGCAAAAGUUGCAGCUGCAGACACAGACAAAAGACAGCCACCUGAAUCAGCUGGCAGAGGCAGAAAGACGUUUCGGCGCCAUCUCCCGACAAUGUGCCAUGGUAAAGCAGGCCCAUGAGAAACUCGAGCAAAAUGUUGAAGAGUCCAUGCAGAUUAAUAAAAAACUCACAUCCAUCAAUAAAAAACAAGAAUCUACGAUUAACGCCUUAAAAGAGGAUGUGGAGAGAUUAAAUAAAGAGUUGGUCACGUCCAAAGUGUCAUCAGUCUGCAAACCUGGAGAGGAGCAUUUACAAAACAUUCUAAAAGAACAACAGCUUCAGCAACUUCAGCAGAAACUCCUUGUGGAAACAGAGCUUAACAAGAAACUGAGAAAUGAAACUGCCAAAGAGAGGGCUGAGAAGCAGGGGGUAUUGAGAUCCCUCCACCACACACAGCAUUUGCUGCAGACACAGACAGAAGCUCUGAGCCGAGCAGAGCAGGAGCUCCGUACACUCCAAGAGGGAUAUCUGGUCCUUAAAACAGAACAUGUAUUGAACCAAGAAAGGACUAAAGAAAAAGAGGACAGCUUUGCUCAUCUAAGAGACGUGUACCAAAAUUCUAAACUCGCUUGGGAAAAAGAGAUGCUGCUACAGAAAAAUACGAUGGAGGCAGAUCAGUUUGAGCUGAAAACUGUAAAAGAGGCUUAUAAUCAGCUCCAGGAAGAGAACAAACAGCUGUCUAUUUCUGCAGCUCAUAUAGCCAAAGAAGUUCAUAACUGUGAGGUUGACUUAAAAGAUCAAGAAAGCCAGAACCAAGAAAAUUCAGUAAGCACACCAGAAAGUGAAAUUAACCUUGUUACGGUAGGGAGUCUCCAUAAAGAUGUGUCUACAGAACUUGAGGAACGUCUGAUUAGUCCUCAUGAUAACUGUGAACCAUCAAGUCAUCCCAUUAAAGCCAUUCCAGAUGAAAGCACUGCUGAGUGUCAGAAGGCCAUAAAAGCCAUCUGCUCUCAUGAUAACAACAAGGAACUCAACGUUCCAAUGCAGGUAGAUGGAGCAGUACCUGAACAGUCACCAACAGAAGGAUCAGAUAUUUUGGAUUCAAAUGUGUCUGAUAUUAAGAUUUCGAGACCUGAGGAAGUCAGUUCCAUGACAGAUCAGCUGUCAAAUUUGUGUGCUGAAACAAAAGCUGGUGUCAAUGAAAGUGAGCCAGUCUGCAACACAGUUGAUAAAGGAUGCCCCUUAAACCCAGUCCGAAGUGACACAGAUAACUGUCUCACUGAGCUAUCAGGGCCCGAAACCAGGUCUGUUUAUGGGGUAGACAGUGACCCUUUGGCUUUGGAACCAAAAGAUAGAGCGCUCGAGCAAAGUCUGUGUAUCCCUAAAGUGACUGAAUCCCAGACAUCAGAUAAACACACUGACAGCCAGGGAUGUGCUACAUCUCAGGAUACAGAGUCCAAAGAAAUCAAGGACCAGACAGCCGCACCUGAAAUUUUCCACAGUCUUUCACAAAAUGAAAGUCAGACAAAAACAGAAAUACUUUUAAAGGACAGAAAUGUAAAUUCAGAUCAACAAAACACAACAGUGUUUUGUGUCAAAACACCUUCAACAGAGGGGCUGAUUACAACCCAACCAAGCCCAUACCACGAAACCGUACACCAGGAGCUUGAAAACACUCUUGAUAGAGCUUUUACAAGUGCUACAAUACCUUUAGAUUCACACUUAAAUGAGUACAAAGAUCAGCUCUCACUACAUGAAAUGGCCUGUGCACCUUCACAAAGCCGAAUUUCCCAAGCAGAGGCCUCAACUGAAACGUGCCUUCCCGAUGGGGUGAAUGAGAUGGAACCUAAAUCGUUGCUUCUUGUUACUGGCACUCAGGAAUCAUAUUCUCAGACCACUGUAAUUGCUGCAGUUGACACAGUAGAGGCCAUAUCAGAAAAUAAUGAUCAAAAGGAUGAUGAUUGUUCUUUUUAUUCAUCUACACAAACAUUAAAAGCUCAACAGAGUGAAGUGGCCCUGCCCUCUAAAGCAGUAUCUCUACAUCCCCAGAUCACAAUCCAAGAACAAGAUCCUUCCUCUAUUGAUCGGCUUCCAAAAGCAAAUGACCAAUCAGAUGUUGACCAGAAGUGCAUUUCAAUGGCAGAUGCGUCAAACCAUGCUGGUAAUAAGGGAUAUCGGUCAUCCUUUACUUGGGGCACAUUUAUGAAAAGGAAAAGGGACCCUCAACCAGAAAGUACAGACAAUGAAGAUCCUUCAGUGGUCAGCAGAAAUAGCCAGCCAUACAUGACUCUAAUAUCAACACCCUCAAAUUCUGAACAAAUGUCCUCUGGAUUUCAUGAGCUUGCUUCUACGUUCUGUGUCCCUCUCUUUAUGAAUGAUAAACUAACAAAAAGAGUCCUGACAAAGACUACUGACAGGCGGGACACUCCGAGCAAGCAUCCCCACCAAAAGAGCAAUUGUCGAGGAGAGUGGAAUGCAAUCAAGCAGUCGAUUUCUGAAAUUUUAGCAGAAAAAGAGAAUCAAGUUCUUAUCGCCUACAGCUCAACUCUGAGUGGCAGCCCAGCCUCUUCUAAUGUGGGUAAUAGGUUGCGACAAGACUGCACUCCUACCAUUUCUCUUCCCAAACUCCACAGCCAGGAGAGAGAGAUCCGGAAUGUGACUAAAGGGGGUACACUUAAUUCUGAAGGAAAAGAGGAACGGAAGCCAUCUGACAUAAUGGCCCAAAUUGCAAAAAUUGAGGAAUUUAUGUCGUCAGAAGGUUUAACACCUCAAAAGAGACCCAAAAUAGAUUGAUAUGCAUUAAAAUUAGUAAUUUCCAAUGGCAUACGUUCUGUGCCAUAGUAAUGUUGGUACUCAGUUUGAAAUGUGAUGUGUUUGUUGAGGUAUAUUUAAUUUUAGACUCUGUGCAUGUAGAUAUGCUAAAUACACUAGAUGUGUUUUAAGUGUUAAUAUAUUUUCAGAUUAGUUACAUUGAGUACAUUUUGUUUAUUUCAAGCAAUUUAAAUGUUUUCAUACUUUCUUAAAAAAAAAAGCAUUACUUUUUUGCAUCUGUUGACACAUGUAUCGUGUUAACCUACUGCUAAACAGGGAACGUGCUACACAUAAAAUCUGUUAAUUACAUUGUACAAGCUAAUUAACAGUCAUUACUCCCAGGCUUGCCUGCCCGUUCCUCAGGGGGCAUUUAAUGGCCAAACAUUUCUAAUUUACAUUUGAUACACAAACUGUGGCCAGCUACAACUUGAGAUAAUUACAAUACACAAGUAAGAUGAAUCAAUUAGCACAUAUUAAGCCAAAUUAACAAAUGCAAAUGGAUCUCACAUUAAGUUUAUGUCCUCAGUAAAUAGGCUAUAGGGACCAUGUGGACACAUGUUAGGGCGAUACAGAUGUAAAAUUAAAUGUGUUGCAUUUGGUUACACUAGUACCAGUGAACUAGUGAAUACUUGGGCCACAACUGGGAAUCACAAUAACAGUUAUUUAAACAGUUAAUUCAUAAUAAAUCAUAAUAUUUGAUUCAUAAAGAAAUAAGAUUGAACUUGAACUUAGCAUUUGUUCCUGCAUCUUAAAAACAUUGCAUUAAACUUCUAUACGCUAUAAUGCUGCCUAAAGGCAGAGUUCACCCGAAAAUGAAAAUUCUGUCAUCAUUCACUUACCUUUAUGUUGUUCCAAACCUGUGUUUCUUCUGUGGGACACAAAAAGAGAUGAUAGGCAGAAUGUUAGCCUCAGUCACCAUUUACUUUCAUUGCAUUUUUUGACCAUACAAUGAAAGUGAAUGAUGACUGAGGCUAACAUUCUGCCUAACAUCUCCUUUGGAACAAUAGAAUGCAAAAGAAGUAAUUGAAUGCAAAAAAAAUUAUAUUUGAGUGGAAUUUCCCUUUAACUGAAUAUAGCCCAUGUAGUAAUGAUAUUAAGCUAUAUUUUGGGGAAAUAAGCAAAGAGUGUUUAUCUCAAAUUAAGCACUUUAAAGAGCCUCACAAAAACACUUUGCCUCAAGAGUACUAAAAUCACCCAGCAGAAAGGAAAUGCACACCUCUUGAUUAUAGCACAAGGUCCCUCAGAGGUUCACCUUAAUACACUGAAUCAUUAUUAAUAUGUCAAAAUGUUAAUGUCCUCAUAAAGAAAUCUUACGUGUUCCAGCCACUGUACCAGCAGUACUGACCCUUAUCCUUUAAGGGAGUGGGCAAUAUGGAGAGCGUAAUUUUAAUACACACUUUGGAUUAUGAAGUGGCAGUCCUUUGAAACAGUCAAUUACACUUGAGUGCGGGAGGGCCCAAGUGUUAAUUACUAGUUGGUUUUAUAUAGUCUGUAAAUAUAGAGCCUGCUGACAUUCACAUUCCAUUACUGUGUCCUGACUGCCACAGCAAAUUGUCCCGACCUGUCUGGGUGUAUACUGCUAGGCCCCUAUGUGUUCAUUUAACUUUAGAAUAACAUUCACCGCAAACAAGGAUGAGGGUGCAGGAUAUGGGAGCCCAGCUCUAUAUGUGGGGGUUGCAGUUGCUACAAAUUUAGGUCUUUGCUUAAUUUCUCUGCUUUUUAUAAAUAGGAUUUUGAAGACAGGGAAAUACAUUGCUGUGCUAAGGCAAAUGCAGUAACUACACAUUUAGUUAAAAUUGAUUUAUGUAUAGGGCUAUGAAUUGAUUACAUUUUAAAUCUAAUUAAUCACAGUUUUCUGUGAUUAAUCACGAUUAAUCAUGGUACAUGCAUGGUACAUUAAAACAAUCUUUUACUUUUUA
Messenger RNA from Myxocyprinus asiaticus (Chinese sucker), 5329 nucleotides. RefSeq names its product coiled-coil domain-containing protein 73-like. The coding region runs from base 189 to 3392 and encodes 1067 amino acids. The transcript has 18 exons. The record is from RefSeq and is a predicted model, not a curated record. Lineage: Eukaryota; Metazoa; Chordata; Actinopteri; Cypriniformes; Catostomidae.